CGCUAGCAGAGCCACAGACAGGCUGCCCGCUUCCUAACGAGCUUCUACCGACUCGCCGCUCCGCUGCAGGUUCAUUUCUCUGCUAAAUUUAUUUAUCCAAAACAGUCCGUUUCCUUCCAGCUCCUCUCUCUGCUGUUGAAGCCGAGACCUCUCCAAUAUGGCCGCCCUGUUCGGCUGCGGGGAAGCGGAAGUUUGGAGGAGAAUUUACGAGAAGUACUGGGACGUGGUAGAGGCGACGGCAAAGGCCAAGAAGCCGAAGCUACUGCAGCUUGACAAAUGGUACCAGGAGGAAUUGCCGGUGCUGAUUUUGAGUCGACCCAAAAAACACAUCACUCUGUCAGAGCUGAAGAUGCUAAUGGAGUGGAAGCUAACAUUCUCUGAAAUAAAGCAAUUUCAAAAACCCAGGUCAUCCUCGUGCAGAAAACUUUCCAUCAAAAAUAGGGGGAAGUUCAGGCCGAGGCUGCAGCAGCUGGUGGCCUCCAACAGCGAGGACGCCGUCCAGAGACGCUCCAGAACGGCGCUGGGCCUCCUGCCCGACGUCCCGGCGGCCGUCGCUGAGCUCAGCGGCCUGAAAGGCGUCGGCCCCGCCACAGCCUCAGCGGUGUUGGCAGCAGCGGCUCCGGCUCUGACUGCGUUCAUGUCUGAUGAAGCAGUGGAGAGCGUUCCUGGGCUGCAGCCCGUCCAGUACACCGCCAAGCACUACGCGCUCUACCUGGACAAGAUGGCCGCCCAGGCUGCCAAACUAAACCGAGUGGAUCCGCAGCAGGACUGGACGCCUCACAGGCUGGAGUUGUGUUUGUGGGCGACGGCGACGGCGACCAAGCUGCAACUUCCUGUUCUGGAGGAUCUGAAGGGCGGCGACGCGCAGACCUCAGACUGCGACCAGAGGCCGGCCAAGAAGCUUAAAACUGCUUAGAAACACGGCGACGUUUGUGGAGUUAGUCAGUAAAUUACAAUUUGGGUUAAUUAGUCUGAUACAAGAGGAUUCAUUUUCCAAAAUCCAAAUUUUCACAAUGUUAUAAAAGUCACAGUUUCUAACUAAAUACUCCAUUUACACUCUAAAUAUUCACUUAACAAACUAAAAAUUUAGUUAGCAAGCUAAAUAUUUAUUGUGGAGCUAAAGCUUUAUACUAAAUAUUUUGCUCCAAACAAAAUAUUUUAUCAAACUGAAAUUAGUUAGCUAAAUAUUUAUCUUGCUGAAUGUAUGUUUAGUUUGUAAACUAGUUAGUUAGCUAAAUAAAUGUUUCAUUAAAUAUUUACCUUGCUGUUAAAUUUAGCUUACUCACUAUUUAGUUAAAUAGUUAUCUAGCUAAGUAUUUAUACCGUUUAGUUUGCGAAGAAAAUAUUUAGUUUGAACUAAAUAUUUAGCUAAUUACUUUGCUUUAAGCUAAACUAAAUAUCUAAUUAUUUAGUUUGAAGAGGAAUAUUUAGCUUGCUAGCUAAAUAUUUUAUUUGCAGCUCAGUGUUUAGUUUGAAACUAACAUUUAUAAAUUAAUUAAUUACAUAGUGAAAAUAUGAGUGGAAAAUGAACCCUGAUUUAUUUAUUUUUUUUAUUACAAGCUAAAUAACCCAAAUUAUUUAGUUUCCGACUCAGUUUACAAACGACACCCACACUUAAAAAACUCCAAACUGUAAAGGAUGUCUAAAGGUUUUUAAUUUUGUAUCUUUUAUAUUUGUAGAAAGAAUAAAGUUUUCUUUAUGGAAGAAA
Messenger RNA from Gambusia affinis (western mosquitofish), 1708 nucleotides. RefSeq lists its product as uncharacterized. The record is from RefSeq and is a predicted model, not a curated record. Gene Ontology annotation, molecular function: catalytic activity; DNA binding. NCBI's taxonomy places the organism in Eukaryota, Metazoa, Chordata, Actinopteri, Cyprinodontiformes, Poeciliidae. Gene Ontology annotation, biological process: DNA repair. Bases 158 to 916 code for a protein of 252 amino acids. The transcript has 7 exons.